Molecule: messenger RNA, 600 nt
Organism: Paramecium pentaurelia
Lineage: Eukaryota; Ciliophora; Oligohymenophorea; Peniculida; Parameciidae
Source: the annotation of a GenBank genome assembly
AUGAUUAGUAUUAAGGUUAUUUCACCUAAAUUAAAGAAUGCAAAGCAUAAAGCAAAUUUGAGUUAACCUUCAAUAACUAAAUAUAAUAAUUUAAACAGCUUCAAUGAUUAUUUUAGAGGUCAAAGAAUUUAUGAAAAAGGUUAGCGGCAUCAUUAAAGGAUAAGUAUUAAUGAUAGUAGAUGUAAAACAGAUUCUCGUUUAUUUGAGAAUUAUUCAAGUAGUACAAAGAGACUUUCAAUGCAAUCAUCUACUUUAUGCUUAUCUAAUACAAAAUCAUAGAGUACAAGUCCAAAAACUACAAUAAAUGUAAGUUCAACAUUGAAUUAAAAUUCCUAAAUAAAAGUAAACAUCAAAUCUCCAAAGAAACAGAAACAUAAGCAAAGUUUAGACUAAACAGUUCCCAUAUCAAAUGAUUUUAAAAACAAGUUUGAUGCGUUAUUUUUAAAAACAAAAACAUUGAUUUAGCAUUUCAAAUAAAGAGAAUAAUAAUUUAUUAAAAGAGAAAAGGAAUUGAAUCAAGAAAUCUUAAAAUUAAAAACAAGAAUAGAAAUGUAAAAUAGACUUUUAAUUAGUUAUAACAUACCUCAUACAAAAUUUUGA